Molecule: messenger RNA, 2056 nt
Organism: Ictalurus punctatus (channel catfish)
Lineage: Eukaryota; Metazoa; Chordata; Actinopteri; Siluriformes; Ictaluridae
Gene: npdc1a
Product: neural proliferation, differentiation and control, 1a
Exons: 8
Coding region: 208-993 (261 amino acids)
Cellular component (GO): membrane
Source: RefSeq, a predicted model, not a curated record
CCCGCCCACCAGGUCCCUGCUAUCUUUAGAACGGCUAACAGCGAUUUAGACUGGCUCAGAGUGACGGGUUUAACACCGUUACCGUUUCAUACCAGGAGCUUUCUCCGUCUGUGUCACGCUGAAGUGCGGUUCAACUUGAGGAGGAUAGCGCAAUGACACCUCUCGGCUCUUUUCUGCUUCCUUUAACGUGAGAAGUGGGACUCGAGGAUGCUGCUCCUUCUCUCCAACCGGACGGAGCGGCUUUAUGCCGUGCUGCUGCUCGGCGUCGUUGUCGCCGCUGUUCGCGCUAGUAUGCCCGGUAAAGACACGCCCCUCCCUGAUCUCGAUGAACAAAUCGACUACCUGUCUUCAGUCAUCGCCAAGCAGGACGUCUCGGAUGUCCGGCAGUCAGGCUCUUCCGAGUCACUGAGUCAGCCCUUGCCGAAGAGUGCGUCUCACUCGAGUACAGUAAAAGCAGUGACGCACAGUCCCUCCACCACGACCCGGCGAACCUCCAAACCCCCUGUGGCUCAGACGAAGGCUCCGGGCCGUAUCAAACACGUCAGCCCGACCUUUCUAGAAGACGGCCUGAUCGUUCUCAUGAUGUCCGCGUUCAUCAUUUUGGGGACUGUGGCUCUCAUCAUGGCUGCUGUCUGUUGGUUUCGGAUUCAGAGGGAAAGCCAUUUAACUCAGAAAGUGGAUUACCCAGCGUUUCAUGCGGCAGGAAGCAGCUCCGCUAGCGUCGCCUCGACGGGGGACAAGAAGCUGGCUCACAGUGCUCAGAUGUAUCACUACCAACAUCAGAAACAACAGAUGCUCUCGAUGGAAAAGUACACAUCUCUACACAAAGUGGAACCUAAAGUGUCUGAACCUGGAGUUAUAUCAGAUGAGGAAACCGAAGAAGGAGACUUCACUGUAUACGAGUGUCCUGGACUUGCACCGACUGGAGAGAUGGAAGUGAAGAAUCCACUGUUUGACGACUCUACUCUACAGAACGGAAGGAAUCACAAGUGACGUGGCCGCUUACACAGACACACACACUGCCCAAAAUACGUCCAGACGUUUCUUUUUCAUUCGAGAGAAUAUUACUACUAUACCUGCACACUUUUAAUACAUUUAAAAUAACUAAAAAAAAUGCACACACAAACUCGACGUAUCCAACACUGCACAACGAUUUGAUGAUGCCUCUUUUCUUAGCUUAGGUCCUCAGAAUCAAUCAAAUAGGGAAGAACUAUUCACACCCCAACCCUAAAGAGGAUGAAGACUGGAUGGAAAUAAAAGCAAAGGUUGAAAGCGAACUGUCCGUUUCAAUGCACUCUCAAUGAUCACUGUGCACCCAGACUACACAACCUACAUGACUGCAACUCUACACGGCUCUUCACUCUCCUCGCCGUAUCUGCUCGUCGGUCGAUCGGCCCUCGUUUAUAUUUGUCCAGCUUAUGGAAUUAGUUUUUCAGUGUCGUUUUUGUCUUUCUUGUAAAGCUACUUCAUAAAUCUUCCACUUAUAUUUUAAAAGAAUGUGUUUUACACACACUACAUUUAUUCCAUGAAUAUAACCUUUUCCAAUGAUGAGCUCAGAUUUUUAGAAGGAAAAAAACCCCCACACUUUCGAGUUUUUAUGUUGCUCGGCUCUGGUUGUGUAGCGCUCUUCUCAUGUAUGUAUUUAAAGGCUUUGAAUCUUUUUCGUCCUUCUUCUUCUUCUCUCUACUGCCGUCGUCCCGGUCUCGACAACCUCUCCUUUAUACACUUGGCACGUUCGUCUCUUGAUAUGUAAGCUUCUAUUCAGAUAGAAUAAUGAACAGACUUUUUGUGUAUAUAAGCGUCAUUGAGGUGUCACGUACUCAAGUCACUUUAGUAUAAAUAAAUAACCUUGUCAAAGAGGCCUUUUGUUUGUUUAAGCUGAAAGGCAAAGUCUGGCACGGAAACCGCGUCAUCGACUAAUCGCGAGCAUCAAAGACGGAGAUGUGUUUUCAAAACGGAAUUAUAUAUAAAAACGAAACUGAAAACGGUUUUAAUGAGGUCAAAAAAAAAUGUUAUUGAAAAAAAUAAUAAUAAACCUUUAUCAAUUUUCAACAUA